Messenger RNA from Miscanthus lutarioriparius, 2238 nucleotides. NCBI's taxonomy places the organism in Eukaryota, Viridiplantae, Streptophyta, Magnoliopsida, Poales, Poaceae. The record is from the annotation of a GenBank genome assembly.
AUGAGUGACAUCUGGAGUGCUGUGCAAUGGUGGGACGAGUGGCAGCUUCGCAUCCUCGUCCUCAGCAGCCUUAGCCUCCAGUGGUUCCUCGUGCUGGUCGUCCCCCUGCGCAACUACACCAUCCAGCGCUGGCUCAGAGCAUGCUUCUGGCUGGCGUGCAUCUGCGCCGACGUCCUGGCGAUCUACGCGUUCGCCACCCUCUUGUAUCGCCAGGCCGCCGGCAGGUGGAUCAGCAGCUUCGACGACUACUACAGCAGGGCCCAACAAGGGAGGUCCCUGACGCUGGAGGUCCUGUGGGCACCUCUCCUCCUUGUCCACCUGGGCGGGCGGGAGGAGCUCACCGCCAACAACAUGGAAGACACGGCGCUCUGGGUCCGGCACGCCGCGGUCCUGGUUACCGUCACCGUGUACGCCUUCUCCACGUCGUUGCGCUACUUCAGCGACAACAGCGACGGCAGGAGGCUGCUGGCGUCGGCGGUCCUCCUGCUGGUCGCCGCGGUCGUCAGCUCCUGCGGGAAGCCGUACAAGUGCUGGAAAGAGCUGAAGCCCCGCGGCACCGCACCGAUGCUGUCGCAGGGAGACAAGGUGCAGAUGCUGCUCUCGGGCCUGUCGCUGCACGCCGCUAGAGCAACGCUGGAGACGCGGAAGAAGAAGAAGCCAGAUCAGAAGAUCCUCGAGCCUCUCAAUCCCUGGCGGCGUGAACAGCAUCAAGCCCUGGAGCCCUCAGAAGUUGACAAGAUCAUGAAGCCCUGGCUGCGCCAAACGUUCGGGCUCAUCUACACGAGGGAAGCCGCGAUGUUCACGCCGGCGUACCUGGCCUGCCACGCGCUGCUGGUGCCGUCCCUGUACGUGGCCGCCACCGUGCUCUUCUUCUUCGCGGUGGACUACAAGAAGCAUGGGUACAGCAGGUACAGCAGAGCCGACGUCAACACGACGUACGCUCUGCUGUGCUUCACCGCGGCGCUGGAUGUCUUCGGCAUGUUCGUCAGUGAGAUGGUGCACUGGCUGUUGUCGUCGUCCGGUGGAGCGUCGUCGUGCGAGAACGUGCCGGGGCAUAACCUCAUGGACUCGGUUCUCUGGACGAUCAGGAGGCCGAGAGUGUCCAUGCUGCUGCUCUGGUGUUACAAGGGAGGUUCUUUCGUCAAGGACAAAGAUCGCCUGUACGGCAAGGUGGAAGACGAAGACAAAAACAAAAACAAAGACGACAAGGUGGAAGACAAAGACAUCAUCAUAAACAAGGUGAACAUCAUCUUAAACAAGGUGUCAGAGAAAGACAAAAACAAAGAGAAUUUCGACCUCGACCUAUCCAGUUACAGAAGCUUGAGCAAGCGCAACUGGAUUCUCAGGGACAAGGACCUGGAAGUAGUUCGCGGCAACAAGUACCAGAACAUCCGGGCCAGUCUGCGUAAGAAGCCGUUUGACGAGAGUGUCCUCAUCUGGCACAUCGCCACCGACCUCUGCUUCCGCGUCAAGUCUCCCGACUACUUCCGCUUCAGGCCACCGCUUAAAGGGGUGGUUCGUGAAGUGUGCACGGAGGCGAUAUCCAAUUACAUGGCCUACCUCCUGGAUUUCCAGCCCGAGAUGCUGAUGGCCGGCAGCAGGCAACAUCUCUUCACCGAAGCCAUGGCAAACAUGGAGUGCGUCAUCAGAAAAGCCACCAAGGGGUUGAGGCCCAAGCUCAGAGAGAAGCAACCGUUGGAUGACGUGAUCCUACGCAAGAUCAAGGAAGAAGCAGCCAGCCUCAAAGAAAAAGAGGCGUACACCGUCAUUGACGACGCUUGCAAGCUCGCACAGGAGCUGCUGGGCAUCCAGGACCACGAGACCCGGUGGGAGCUCAUGCAUCGCGUGUGGGUGGGCAUGCUCUGUUACUCUGCCAGCAUGUGCAGGAGCGACCUGCAUGCCAAGAGCUUGGGAGAAGGCGGGGAGUUCCUCUCCAAUGUCUGGCUCCUCAUCUCACUGAUUGGGGGCAGGACCUUAGCGGACAAACUCCAGAUGCCUGAUGACGACCCAGAACCAGAAGGCAAGGUGGUCGAGGAUCCAGCAAAGGACAAGGGAGAACAAAAACCAAAACCAGAAGCAGCAGACAAGGUUCUUCAGACGCCGGACUCGGAAUCAAAAGAGCAGCGGCGUAACAAGGUUUUGAUGCUGGACGGGUAUGAGCUCCGCAAUGUGUUUUUGGUUGAUUUACCAUACAUGUUUGCUUCCCUUAUCGCUCAAGUUGCUAAUAUUUUGUGCUAG